Molecule: messenger RNA, 366 nt
Organism: Penaeus vannamei (Pacific white shrimp)
Lineage: Eukaryota; Metazoa; Arthropoda; Malacostraca; Decapoda; Penaeidae
Source: RefSeq, a predicted model, not a curated record
AUGAUCGAGUUCAUUCCUAUCCUGAGGGACGAUCGCGUCCACGAGGACGACGGAAGGUACAACCUCGAUGUGGAGACUGCCAACGGCAUCUCCAUGUCCAGUCCGGCUCUCCCGACGGUCCCGACGGCGCCAUCGUCAAGGCAGGACAAUACUCAUCACAUGAUUCUGUGUCAGAACUCAUAUACGCAGAAACAUAACAGUAGAUAUAUCACUUACCAAUGUAAAUGUUCCAGUUACACCGCCCCUGAUGGCUCUCUGAUCGAGAUCAAAAUCGCCUUCGCCGCUGAGGAGGACGCCGCCCGUGAACGUGCUGAGGCUCAGGCUUCCGCCCCCGCGCCCACCACGCUCUACGGCCAGCCUCAGUAG